AUGCCUCCGGAUCAGACGAAACGGCUGCCAGCUUGCGACGUAUGCAAACUUCGACGCGUCAAGUGCGAUCCUGUACCUCCUCCCGACCCGUGUCCUCGCUGCCGCUCGAAAGGCGUGGUAUGCAGGACGACACAGGUCCUCCGCAAAAACGCUAAAAUCAGGACUGGGACACGCAUAGAGGCUGCAAGGGCUACAUUUGGUACUCUUCGGCCAAUCCAUGAGACACUGGCGGCCCCCUCACCCCUCAUUAAAGUGGAGACCUUCCUGGUGCAAUUUGAGCUCUCCGGGGAGCUCGCCGCACACUUGUUGGAGUUGUAUUCUAAACUACCUCGUGGCUCUCUGGUUCCGGGAGCAUCCCUCAGCGAGAUGUUCGAGGCUAAGGGACGGCGCAUCGGUCUCCUUCCUCCCAUUUCCCAGGUCUUAGCUUUAUGCAUUCUGGCUCUAUCGGCUCGGUACUCCUCGCAUCCUCUCUUAUUUGGACCGGGUCCAGACCCGCCAAAGAUGGGCUCCUUUUUCAACUCCCAAUCCCUGGCCAGACUGUCUAUGGCUGACUGGGGGCGAAAGCGCCAGAAUGCGGUCCAACGCCUUCAAGAACUCGCGAUAGAACGUGCGUGGCAGUUGAGGUUGCUGGCGGGAUCCGGUGAAGACGGAUCAGAAGGCGUAUCCAACGAAACCCUCUCUGCGCUACUCAUGCUUCAGCUCAUUGAAACUCGACGCAAGCACCCUAUGGGCUCUCCGUGGAUGGCCGCAUUUAUCUCCAUGAUCAGAAAGAAACAAGAGGUUCAACUCAACGCGAAAGUGCGCCUUUCCAAAGAGGGCACCGAUGCUACAGAAGCCACGGAUGGGAGUACGUUAGGCGGUCCGGUACUGGGGUGGAGCAUAGAGAUUAUGAGGGAAACAUUGUCAGCUGCUGCCCUCGGACAGAUUGGCUCUUAUACGGUAUACGAUGAAGAGCUCAUCACUGGGCCUAGACCAGUCUGUCUAGAGAAGCUAUUGGAACACGCAGAUACGUUCGGUAUCGCUGAUCCGCAUCCUCGAGAUGCCUAUGAAGGCGAAGAAGACCGGUAUGAGUGGUGGGACUUUGGGAGUGUGUGGUGCCUUAUCCGACCUUUCGCCUUUUAUGUCUCGGAGCUUGCCAGAAAAGGUUAUGAAUGGUCAUUGCAGAGAGGACACCGGAAAGCGUUCAACUUCUCGAACUUUGAGGACUUGGUUUCUUCACUCGUCCAUCUCCAGCGUCUGCUUAACUCCAUGAACGCAAGGCUCCAAAACUUGCUUUCUCCACCUGCUGUCACUAUUCGUCGCCAAAUGGGAUGUGGUGCAUCGAUCAUAAUGGUAACUGGAGAGAAGCCCGGCGAGAUGAACGAAAUGCUCAAGGAUCAGAUGGACGCUGAAAACGGCCCACUCCAAGGGACAUUGAACAUAGAGGGUAUCCAUUCGGCGCGAGACGAGCUGCGUGCUCAGCUCACUGCCCGGGGAUAUCUGUCUGUAUUGACGAAUGCGAUAGGCGUUAUCCUUAUUCCCAUCUAUACCGACCUUCAAGAGCGACUGUACUUGAUCGACGAGGGUUUUGCAUGUCCAGGGGACGAUGCCGACCGAUUGAGAAUACUCAUGCGUAUCAUUCGGAAGGCGUUAUUGCCGCACGCAUUGGAUCUGCUAAAAGCUUCACGCACCUACAUUCAUGCGGCAUGGGCAACUGAGCUAGGCUUCUCAAUACGCAGGUCGUCUAUCCCCUCGUCUAGCAAAUUCCAUAACACGAGUAGAAGUUCUACAUCUAGCGCACCUAUGGGGCCUUCUCCAGAAACCACGGCCUCUUCUUCUCAGUCAAACCGCGACGGUUCUCAAAACGAGCACAAUUUUGGCUCUUCAUCGCAGCCGCUUCCGUACGAGUAUAACUGGGAGGCUAGGAUGCUUCAGCAACUCAAUUACCUUAUUUUCCCCCGGGUUUCUUUGCGGGAAACUGGUGGCUCUUCCCUCGCCUUUUGGGCCAAGAUCAUUCUUGAGUCCCCUGCGACAGAUGAUGAUGGGCCAGGCAUGAGCAGAAAGCAGAAAGCAGCUGAGCUAGCAUGGUACGAUGCCCUCUCCCCGCCGCAGGACAGUUUAGCUGACAAGCCCAAUCUCAGCCUUUUGAACGUAUCAGAAGUGCUGUCCUGGUCAUACCCUGGUCUCCCCGACUCGCUUCUAUACACCAUACGACGCGCUAUCGUAGCUCUGAAGGCAGAACCUUUCGGAAGCUUCGGUUCCUCGCCUAAAUCCUUUGUCCAGGCACACGCAUCUUCCGUCCCAACGCUUAAGGAAGUAGCCGAGGGCAUUUCGAACGAGCGCGUCCCGGAGGUCUUCUUCGGCACUCGUCCUGAUGUGGGACAGGAAGUAGACGAGGCUGAGGACGUUCCUGACGUCAUCAUGGGACUCUACCGUGAUCUGAAGGAUUUCUCAUUCGCUGGUGCAUGGGCCCGGAGCGUCGCGAGGAUAGCAUCCUCAACAGGGUCACCUCAACCUCCACCGGAAAUCGGGGCUACGAUGGCUAACUCGUGCUUGGAUUCCGGUGGAGAAACAUCUUCGACAAAUACCGCUGAUGUCGCCAAACCUGAAGAUCUCUUCUCACAGACACGCGAAGUGCCGGUUUGGACAGUCAAUCAGUCUGACUGGUCAAUUCUGACAGCUGAUGGCGGGGACCACCCUCCGCUUCAGGCAGCUUAUGAGACACAACCACGCCAGCCUGACCCCUUCAGUUAUUCAACACCAUUAAUUUCGUCAGAUUACCUACAGAGCUCUCAGCCUCUCUCGCUCGACUCUGGCAUUACCACAUCUACCUCAAUGGCCUUAUUCGAGUCGAACCCGUUGGAUGCUGACGAGCUUGAGCUCGAGUUCCAGCAAAUGUUUGGUGCUUCUAUCUCCUCUUCCCAGAGCUUCCCCGUUCCGAUCGGCGAUCGGAGCAACCACUUCACCGACUCGACUUUAUAUCAAGAAGCACCUUCUCAUUCUGGACUGUUAGACGACGAAGACACCUCGAAAAUAGCUUGGACUAGGAACAUGUUUUGA
Messenger RNA from Coniophora puteana RWD-64-598 SS2, 3039 nucleotides. RefSeq lists its product as uncharacterized. The coding region runs from base 1 to 3039 and encodes 1012 amino acids. Gene Ontology annotation, biological process: regulation of DNA-templated transcription. NCBI's taxonomy places the organism in Eukaryota, Fungi, Basidiomycota, Agaricomycetes, Boletales, Coniophoraceae. The record is from RefSeq and is a predicted model, not a curated record. The transcript is spliced from 9 exons. Gene Ontology annotation, molecular function: zinc ion binding; DNA-binding transcription factor activity, RNA polymerase II-specific.